This is a messenger RNA of Hyla sarda, 4348 nucleotides long. It is a transcript of the gene AGBL3, whose product is annotated as AGBL carboxypeptidase 3. The transcript is spliced from 23 exons. Lineage: Eukaryota; Metazoa; Chordata; Amphibia; Anura; Hylidae. The record is from RefSeq and is a predicted model, not a curated record. Gene Ontology annotation, molecular function: metallocarboxypeptidase activity; zinc ion binding. The coding region runs from base 228 to 3620 and encodes 1130 amino acids. Gene Ontology annotation, biological process: proteolysis.
GGCAUGGGGGCGUGGUUAUGUACUUGUAACCAAUGGCUGCAGCACUCCAGAGCGAGGCUUGGAACACAGCCGAGCAGAGCAGGUGGCCGGUUGUCAUGGAGACAGGUAAACAAAGCCUGUGGAGCUGGCACAUGGCCCUGGGGGCGGAGGAGGAGGAGGAUGGUAAUAAUGGGGAGGAGGAGGAUGAUGCAGAUGAACGUUCCUGAACUACCUGUGGGGCAGAGAGGAUGCACAGGAGAGCCCGAGGGGACAAGUGCUGCAGAAUGUCGGCCAUCACUUGCCGAGGCGUCAUGUCCGACGACACCGAGAUCCAGGACAUUGUGGCCGAUCAGACGAGCAGCAGUGAUUCGGAAUUGGAGGAAGACACUUAUGAAUCAGAGGACCCUGAUACCUAUGAUUUUUACUCAGGUAACUCGGCUUUGUACCUAUAUACCCAGAAGACCAACCAGAUUGUGUAUGAAUACCACUCAGGAAGGAAAGUGGCGCGGCUUCGAGAGCCACGCGAUCUCUACGGUGUAUCCUCAAACAGCUUCUUCCAUCUACCACGGUGGCCAUAUGAGUGCCAGGUUCUCAAGGGAAAAAUUGAGCACAUAGAGUGGGAUCCACCAGUUCCUGAACCGAUGUACAAGUCUUUAGGUCUAGAGCGAGAACCUACAUGUUUUAACCCUAUCAAAAGCAAGGUGAUCUAUGAACUCAGUGAAGGUUGGAAGGAAUCUUACUUCAUGUGUUCCCGUGUGGGUGGCAAUCGCAGCCCCCUCGAGCCCGUGUCUCUGCGCCGCUGUGAAGAGUCUGACAACACGCUGGUGUUCGAGUCUCGAUUCGAAAGUGGGAAUUUACAGAAAGUGAUUCAGGUCGGUGACUACGACUACCAGCUGACCCUCCGCACGGACCUGUACACCGACCGGCACACACAGUGGUAUUAUUUCCGGGUGAAGAACACGCGGGCCGGCGUUCCUUACCGAUUCACCAUCACCAACUUCAUGAAGCCCACAAGUCUCUACAACCAGGGCAUGCGCCCCCUCAUGUACUCCGAGAUCGAUGCCGACAGCCAGCAGGUUGGUUGGAGGAGGAUCGGGGAUGAGAUCAAGUAUUACCGGAACGGCUCCGGCAGAGGAGGACAAACCCACUACUCCCUGUCCUGGACCUUCACCUUCCCCCACAGUGGAGACACCUGCUACUUUGCCCACUGUUACCCAUAUACAUACUCCAACCUCCAAGAUUACUUGGCCCGGAUCGCCAACGACCCAGAGCGGUCCAGGUAUUGUAAGAUCCGGGUCCUCUGCCAUUCCUUGGCCGGUAACAUUGUGUACGUAUUGACCAUCACCAACCCCACUGCAGCCACCAAAGACCCCAAGAAGAAGAAAGCCAUUAUCCUGACCGCCAGGGUCCACCCGGGAGAGUCCAACAGCUCCUGGAUGAUGAAGGGUUUCUUAGACUACAUCCUGAGCUCCAGGAGCGAUGCCCGGCUGCUGAGAGACACCUUCGUCUUCAAGGUGGUGCCCAUGUUAAACCCGGACGGGGUGAUUGUGGGGAACUAUCGCUGCUCUCUAUCCGGGCGAGAUCUGAAUCGUAACUAUAAGUCCAGACUGAAGGAUUCAUUCCCAUCAACAUGGUUCACCCGGAACAUGAUCAAACGGGUGAUGGAGGAGCGGGAGAUAUUGCUGUAUUGUGACCUGCAUGGACACAGCAGGAAGCAGAACGUCUUUAUGUACGGGUGUAAAAGCAGUGACAGUCACUUGUGCGAGCGCAUUUUCCCAUUAAUGCUCAGCAGGAUCUCCCCGGACAAGUUUUCAUUUUCAGGCUGCAAGUUUAAAGUACAGAAGAGCAAAGAAGGGACAGGUCGUGUGGUCAUGUGGAAAAUGGGCAUCCGGAACAGCUACACACUGGAGGCCACGUUCUGCGGAUCGUCACUGGGUAAUCGCUGUGGAACUCAUUUCAGCACGAAGGAUCUGGAGUCGCUGGGUUACCACUUCUGUGAUGCGCUUUUAGAUUAUUGCGACCCGGAAAAAACUAAGUUUUCCUCUUUCCUGAGUGAUCUGGAGGAGAUGAACUUUAAUCACCGCCUCGGUUUGGACUCUGAAUCUCUUCUUGGAGACGUCUUAUCGGAUCUUGAUUCCAGCACCAGAGGAUCGGACAGCUCUGACUCGAAUGGUCCUCCGGCCCAUCUGAUGGAGUUGGCCUGUAAGGUGAAGCCGCGCAGGAAAAUACUCAAGUCAAAGAGGGAACGAAAUUCCCAGAGGAAAACAUCAGAAAGGAUCCACGAUCUGCAGGAAGAAGAUGAAAACCAAAGAGAGAAGCCCAGGGCGGUGAUCGUGGAGCGGCGGGUGAGCGCCGAGACUGCAGAGACAGUGAAACCUUACAAAUCGGUCAUCGAAUCUGGCGCCGAGAAAAACGCUUGCUUGGGGUGGACCAGCCAUGAUCGCCAGAAAGUAAAAUUGGGUUCUGUCCGGAAGCUGCAGAACCUCCCGAGAGCGUCCAAGAAAAACAGGAUCAGCAAACAGCAGCAGGCGCUUCUCUCUGAAGACCUAGGUGCUAAAAAGGUCUCCGUCAUCUACCUCAUGUUCAACGCCAAAGGAGAAGUCAUUACAACCAAGUCCCACGCCAGGAACAAGGGCGUCGCCGAAAUUACGAGCGCAUUUAAUAGUUUUAAUUGGAAAAGGCCGUUAUUCAGCCACUUCCUUUCCCAGCGGUGUCUGUUCAGCCGUAUUCUGGAGCCGUGCUGCUACUACAUCAGCCCAGACAUCCCAGACUCCUUCAGACCUAAUACUGCCAAUGACGGGUCCGAGCAUGACCCUGAGGACAAAGCACAUAAGUCAGAGAACGUUUCAUUCUCAUCUCCCCUAGACGAGCAGCCUUCGAUCUGCUGUUCUAAGCAGUUGGUCUGGUCUGGAGAACUUUAUCUGAAACAGAAGACCAAGGGUCGUGCGCGGCCUCCACCUGCGCGAGUGACGGAGUCUGCUCCACCUGCGCUGCCUCCUGCUGUACUGAAGGCCCCGGACCAGGCUGGUAACUUUGUGCGACGCAAAAGCAAGAAGAUGGAGGCCUGUUCUUUUUCUGCACCCCAAAACAGCGCUGUGGGUAACCAGAAAGGGAACAAUAUAGACCAUCUGACAUGCGAGAAGGAAGAGACCCUCCUACCAGCCGUGGCGGCCACCAGAGAAGCUUCUCUCAUGGGAGCGGACAGCCUCUACACGGCCGCUGCCAGCAAACUCGGAGCGGUGUCCAUUCCUCAUACAUCAUACAAGUCUUCCGCAAGCACUGGGGCCCUGCCCCCCGCCAAGGUCAGAGGUCAGUGUGGAGUUUAUUCCGGAAAAGGAACAUUACAGAAAAGGAAACUGGGGAAGCUUAUUGGUCCGCGCCUCCAGGAGGACCGUGUUAGUACCCACCAUGCCAAUCUACCUGCCAACACCUGGAAGGAUGUCCUGGUUGGAUUACAGACAGGUGAAGGGGGAGGAUCUGUAGAAAGUAUUACGCUGCAUCGGGGAGCGGACCACCCUAUACCGACACCUCCUAAGGGGCACUUUCUAAAAAAUGGGACUUGUUAUGGGUUUGUGGGUAGGAAACCUGGACAAAGAGUCAGCCUGGUGCCUCUCCCAAAAACAGUCCCGUCUUCCCAAUAAAUCAUCCUCACUGUGGUAGGUCGAGAAGCCUUGAGUCCUGCCUUGUCCGAAUGGUGGCAGAGCACCAGGGCGACAACCUCCCCCUCCCUUCCCUAGAAAAAAAAAAAUGAAUGUAUUUUCCGAUACAGUUUUGUGUACACAGCUCCUAUGCAGACCUAUGUGUUACCAUGGUUACAGACUACAAACAAACCCAGUGUAGUCAGAUCUUGUAGUCACGUGCUCUCCCUUCCAUCUGCCCCUGCUUUUAUUGAAAGAUUAGGUGUAUAAAGUACGACUGCAGGAUCAGACUACACAGGGUUUGUUCGUAGUCUGUCACCAUGGAGACACAUAGGUCUGAAUAGGAGCUGUAGACCUAAAACGGUAGGAAUUUUCUUAAAUUAGUAUAAUUUACUAAAAAUGCUGUAUUUUGUAUUUAACGUGUAUUAAAUCAACAAUAGUUGUUUCAAAAGUAUAUACACCCUGGAAUGAGUGCAACUUUAUGAUACAUACUGUAUGUAUUGUUAAGUUACACUUUAUGGCUUGUCGAAAUCCGGUUUUCUCAUAACUGGAAACAUUUUUGGUUAUUGGGAUGGGGUGCCCCAAAAAAUAUGGGGAAGAGUCCAGGAAAUAAGUUGGUUCACACUGUAUUAUUAUGUGUAUUAUUAUGUAUUUAUAUUACUAUGCGUAUUAUUAUGUAUUUUAUUACUAUGUGUAUUAUUAGGUAUCUUAUUACUAUAUGAAUUAUUAUG